Messenger RNA from Rhinichthys klamathensis goyatoka, 2200 nucleotides. RefSeq names its product solute carrier family 26 member 11 (gene slc26a11). Gene Ontology annotation, biological process: transmembrane transport. Gene Ontology annotation, cellular component: membrane. The coding region runs from base 122 to 1846 and encodes 574 amino acids. Gene Ontology annotation, molecular function: secondary active sulfate transmembrane transporter activity. The record is from RefSeq and is a predicted model, not a curated record. NCBI's taxonomy places the organism in Eukaryota, Metazoa, Chordata, Actinopteri, Cypriniformes, Leuciscidae. The transcript has 15 exons.
AUCCAGUGCUCCACCCUUAAUGAACCCUUUGCUCGUCCACACCCUUGAAUAAAAAAGUGUCCCGGAUGAAGCAGGACAGCUCUUUGUGUUCCCCUUGACUAGUGGUGGAUCUGAAGAUCUGAUGGAGCCUCUGACAGGAAUCCGCUGGAAUGCCGGCCUGCGCUCUUGUUUCCCCAUCCUCUCCUGGCUGCCCAGGUAUAACCUUACGUGUUUGAAGAUGGACGUGAUCGCCGGUGUGACGGUGGGGUUGACCACCGUUCCUCAGGCGCUGGCCUAUGCGGAGGUGGCUGGUUUACCUGUGCAGUACGGCCUGUAUUCUGCGUUCAUGGGUUGUUUCGUCUACUGUAUAUUUGGCACGUCGAAAGACAUCACGCUGGGCCCGACGGCCAUCAUGUCGCUGCUGUGUUCGGGGUAUAUCGGUGGAGAUCCUGUGUUCGCUGUGGUGCUCACCUUGUUGUGCGGCGUCAUCCAGGCGGGAAUGGCUCUACUGAGGCUGGGGUUCCUCUUGGACUUCAUCUCAUAUCCAGUAAUUAAAGGCUUCACCUGUGCUGCGGCCGUCACUAUCGGCUUCGGCCAGGUCAAGAAUAUUCUGGGUCUGAAGGAGAUUCCACAGCAGUUCUUCCUGCAGGUUUACUACACCUUCCACAAGAUCCCUGAGGCCAGAGUUGGAGAUGUGAUUCUGGGCCUGUGCUGUCUGUUCUUCCUGAUCAUGAUGACGCUGAUGAAGAAUUCUCUGGGUUCUGCUGAAGAUGAGGCUCCUUCCCUUGUCCGAUCAGCUCGAGGGCUGGUGUGGAGUAUAGCUACUAUCCAGAACGCUCUGGUCGUCGUAGCGGCGACGGCUGUCGCGUAUUCCUCAGAGGUCACAGGACACCAUUUCUUCAGUCUCACCGGGAAAACCGCCAAAGGACUCCCUCCUUUUAAAGCUCCGCCCCUUUCAGAGACCAUAGCCAAUGGCACGGUGAUUACUUUCAGUGACAUCGCAAAGGAUUUAGGUGGCGGUCUGGCUGUCAUUCCUUUAAUGGGCGUUUUAGAGAGCAUCGCUAUUGCAAAGGCAUUCGGCAGCCAGAAUAACUACCGAAUUGAUGCCAACCAAGAGCUCUUUGCCAUCGGUCUCACAAACAUCAUGGGCUCGUUUGUGUCGGCGUAUCCCGUCACGGGCAGCUUCGGAAGAACGGCUGUUAACUCCCAGACCGGAGUGAGAACGCCGGCUGGAGGGAUUGUCACAGGUGUUAUAGUGCUGCUGUCGCUGGCGUUCCUCAUGCCGCUGUUCUUCUUCAUCCCUAAAGCGUCGCUCGCUGCCGUCAUCAUCUGUGCCGUGAGUCCCAUGAUGGACUUCAGAGUGCCUGUCCAGCUCUGGAGAGUCAAGAGACUUGAUCUGGUGCCGUUCAUGGUGACGUUUCUGGUGAGUUUCUGGGAGGUGCAGUACGGCAUUGUGGGAGGUGUAGCUGUUUCUGCUCUCAUGCUGUUGUACAUCAUGGCCCGACCUAAAGUGAAGGUGUCUGAUCACGGUGUGUCAGUUCUAGAGUUGGACAGUGGGCUGAACUUCCCCGUGACGGAGCAUCUCAGCAGACUCGUGUACACACACGCUCUUCAUGCGUCUCCUCCACGGUGUCUGGUUCUCAACUGCUCUCAUGUCAGCUCUAUAGACUUCACUGUAGUCCAUGAACUCAAAGAACUGCUCAAACAGUUCCAGUUGACGGGACUAUCACUGAUCUUCACUGGACUAAAGCCGUCAGUAUUAAAGGUGUUGUUGACGGCUGAUCUUCCAGUUUUCAGACACACAGACAGUGUCGACGAGGCACUGCAGCUUCUGAACGGUAUCAUUCACAAUGACCAACAAUUCUAACAACCAAUCACAGACCGGAACUGAUCACGUAUCAGCACCUGCAUACCUCAAACCUCGGAUGAUUGGUCACAUAAAAUACUUUGCACACACUUUUGACCAAUCAGCACUCAGGAAGAAAGACUUUGAUGAAAACUGUUGGGAGCAGUUACGUAAUGUUUGUGUUCAUGAUGACCAAAUUAUGUUUUUGCACUCAAAAUUGUGGUACAACUUUCUUUUGUAGUUGUUUUGUUUUAAACUAUGAAUCACAUGUAUAAUACUAUGUAAUUUUAUGAACAUGCACUUAUUCAAACACUAGAAAGAAUCAAAUAUUCAGUGCUUAUGGAUAAAAAGCACCACAAAAAAAAAGGUGAGGCU